Messenger RNA from Xiphias gladius (swordfish), 2094 nucleotides. It is a transcript of the gene ube2kb, whose product is annotated as ubiquitin-conjugating enzyme E2Kb (UBC1 homolog, yeast). Gene Ontology annotation, biological process: proteasome-mediated ubiquitin-dependent protein catabolic process; protein polyubiquitination. Lineage: Eukaryota; Metazoa; Chordata; Actinopteri; Istiophoriformes; Xiphiidae. Gene Ontology annotation, cellular component: nucleus. The transcript has 7 exons. Gene Ontology annotation, molecular function: ubiquitin conjugating enzyme activity; protein binding. The record is from RefSeq and is a predicted model, not a curated record. Bases 271 to 873 code for a protein of 200 amino acids.
UGCGUGUUCUGGACUGACUGACUGACUGACUGACGCUGUCCGCUGGCUGGCAGGCAGGCAGGCAGGCAGGCAGGCAGGCAGGCAGGCAACGGUGGACGGCAACGGUGCGCUGCCUCUGAAGUGAAAAGAAGCCGUAGACAGCGAAAGUGAAAGGAGGGCUCCAUAACUGUGAAACGCACCUAGCACGCAGUCCCCAUACAGACAGACAACAUAGGGAGAGAGGCCCCGGGUCUAUCGCUUCCAGGCAGCAGCGGCUCAGCGGACACAGCCAUGGCUAACAUCGCGGUCCAAAGGAUCAAGCGGGAGUUCAAAGAAGUUCUCAAAAGCGAAGAGACAAGUAAAAACCAGAUAAAAGUAGAUUUGGUGGAUGAGAACUUCACAGAGCUGAGGGGGGAGAUAGCAGGUCCUCCAGAUACACCAUAUGAAGGUGGCAGGUAUCAGCUUGAAAUAAAAAUCCCAGAAACCUAUCCUUUUAACCCGCCAAAGGUGCGUUUCAUCACUAAGAUCUGGCACCCUAAUAUCAGUUCUGUGACGGGGGCAAUAUGUCUGGACAUUUUAAAAGACCAGUGGGCAGCUGCUAUGACACUGCGGACAGUGCUAUUGUCUCUACAGGCUCUCCUAGCUGCAGCAGAACCAGACGAUCCACAGGAUGCAGUAGUGGCCAACCAGUAUAAGCAGAACCCAGAAAUGUUCAAACAGACUGCAAGGCUGUGGUCUCAUGUCUAUGCUGGCGCUCCUGUCUCCAGUCCUGACUACACACGUAAAAUAGACAAACUCUGUGCCAUGGGCUUCGAUAAGAAUGCAGUAAUAGCCGCCUUAUCUUCAAAAUCCUGGGAUGUGGAAACGGCGACAGAGCUGCUCCUCAGCAACUGAGAGCCAGCCAGGUGUGAAGAUCCCAAACAAACUCCCUUCGUCACCGCAUCAGCUCCUCCCCGGCACAUUCCACCAUUGCCUUUUGUUACACAGACAACACCCCAUUCACCACAGCAGUCUGAGCCUUCUUUUAUAACAAGUGUGUUUGCAACAAACUCAACACCGGUAGCACCACAAUCGCCAAUAUGCGCACCACACUGUUGCCUGUCUGAUCCCAUCUGUCCAUUAUGCUGAGUCUCUCAAAAUCAAAAUGUGUAUCCCUGUAAUAAGCCCUGAAAACUUUCAAUCAUGCAUCUUGUCUUCCAUGCCCUUUAAUCAUAUUGACUCUGAAACUUUUAUUCACAAAUUUGUGUUCCUUUUAAAUAUUGCAAAGAAUCAAAAGAACUGCCACUGCCUGGUGGAUCCUCCAGCGUAAAAUUUUAAAGGAAAUCCUGCGUACUGCUCUCACAGCACAUCACCAUUCACUCCUUCAGUAGCAAGAUGGACCUCGUGUUAGAUUAUUCUCUCUCUUAUGGACAUUUGAUACUGUAAAGGUCCAGCUGGAUUUAAAUUUACUUGACUGGAUAGUGUUCUGCAUGAGCAGUGUAGCGGAUUUUUCCUGAGCAGUUUAUCAGAGAUGCUUCAAUCAUCUGCAGAGGUUUGGAUGUACAAAGGUUUUUCUUCCUGUCUGUAGAAGUAGAACAAGUCACACAGACAUCCUCCUCAUCUGCACACAUACACACCAGAAAAAAGUUAUCUGUAAAUAGGUGCGUGUAAAUUUGAAAAUACAACGGGGAUAUACUUUUUUUCUUACAUGGCAUUGUAAAACAAAUUAUUUUAAAUAUAAACUAUGCCUAGUUUACACUUACAAGGAAAAGGUAUCUUUUUAUGCUUUUGUGACCCACGGGAGAUCUCUCUGAAUGUCCUGUUGUUUUCUUUUUAAGAUUGUUGUUUAGAGGUGGCACAGCCAAAAUCCUGGCCCUGAUGGUGCAGGAGGUGACAGCCAGCUCAGGCCCCUGAAGGGCCAUCACAUGCCACCUUUUCUGCUACACCACAAUCCAACCUUUCCGUGUGUCUUCUAUCUUCCUUGCAUGUUCUAUGCUGCUUCCCUAUUUUGUUUGGCUAAAAGAUGUGGUGAUGGGGUGUCUGUUCGAUUUAACAUCCCUUCAGAUUUGUGGAACCCGCGCGACUCUUCCUAAUCCGUGGAGAGAGACGCCUGGAACUUCUGCUCGGCAAGCCACU